GAUGAGUCACGUGGGCGGUCGUUCAUUUGUUUCCGCAUCUAUCUGGACUGGAUGAAGCCGUUGAUUCGUCAGUAAACACUCUUGAAAGCGAUAGUGGUUUUACAGGGAUCUCACUUCGAUUCGUGGACAAGGAAACCUACAGUCAGAAGAAAUGCCAAUUUCAAGACGUCUGGACCGGAGGGAGGAUGCUUUAGGUGUUCCAAGAGGGAAUCGAAGCGUCUCAAGUUCAAGUAUGACAUCCCAGUACAGCAUUGGGUCAAUAGGUCAUAUCAGACUGGGAUCAAUAGAUCACGGGAGACAAGAAUACAUAGGCCAGGAGAGGCAUGACAGUAUCGAUGACCUCAGCGGAUGUGUGAGUCGCAGGAUGAAACUGGCAUACAGCACAAGUAGUGCAAGUAGUGAUACAUUGUAUGAGGAUGUCAACAACGACACCUACCGGUUUGUGUCAGAGGACAGGGACGAUGACUGUAUGCGAGAUCAAGACGAAAGUGACGAUAACGUGUUUUGUGAAUCGGACCAAAAGAGCAAAGACACGGGCUUUAUUUGUCUUCAGAGUGUACCGUACCCCCUCAUGUCCCCAAGAGGGUUGAGUGUAAGUACAUCAGAUAUUGGGACCCAGGAAUGCGCCCUGGAUCUCCGCAGGAAACAUUCAAACCGAUGUAGCGACACGGACAGCGACGGUCUUCCGAUACGAAAAGUACAUCGGCGCGUUUUUACAAACAGCCGCGAACGUUGGAGGCAACAAAACGUCAAUGGAGCAUUUGCAGAACUUCGUAAACUUGUUCCAACUCAUCCACCGGACAAAAAACUAAGCAAGCAUGAAAUACUCAGAUUGACAAUUCGUUAUAUCAACCUCCUCAACAACGUUGUAAAUUAUCAAAACGGUGAGAUGAUUGGACAGGUCAAAACGGAAGUAGAAUGUGAUUCAAGUCGUGACGACAUCAAAGAGGACGACAGGCACCAAACCAUCGACUGGGACGAUGACAAAAGUUCGUUCGGAUCCUAUUAUCACGGAGACGAUAGCGAAGAUUCCUCGUGAACUCAUAACAGUAAAGUCCAAAUUGACCGUUGACCUUUAAGUAAGCGUCGUCAUCGGAAAUCGAGACUCAGGGUAUUUCCGUUGUGCUUCGGCAGAAUUCUACAGGACUACGUACUAGAUAAUAUAAUUCAGACAAAUAUAUCCGAAAGUGGAACUACAAGAAUAUUUAUUAUAUUAUUGUUGUUGCGCAUCUGUUCGUGUCAACAGUGGUACAUCGGUGUGACAAUGGAUGAGAUAACUCCUAUUUUUAACGCACAAUCUGUGACCAUUUCUCAUUAGUUCUAUUACGCUGAUCAUGACCCCUGCGUGUUAAAUGAUGACUUUGUUUUAAACAAAUAAAUCGAUGGUAAUAAUAUGACAUUCAGGAUUGAUAAUGAUACUUGCUGACACUGACAAAACACGUCAAAAUGACGUUAAAAAGACAAUAAAAAAUGGUGAUUUCCUCUUAGGAAUCAGACGUUUUAGUAUUGUCAAUAUAUUUCGUUUGUUUGAGGAUCUUGCUAUUUGCAAAGCAAAACAUAUGAGUUAAUAUAUGAUAUAUGAAAAUAAAUGAAGCAUGUGCAAACACGAUAUUUUUUCUGCAUACUGGGUACAUAUGUUUCUAAGUAAACAAUUGGUGACGAUAAAGCUUACAAAA
Mizuhopecten yessoensis (Yesso scallop) is the source of this 1676-nucleotide messenger RNA. RefSeq lists its product as uncharacterized. Bases 152 to 1039 code for a protein of 295 amino acids. The transcript is spliced from 2 exons. Gene Ontology annotation, biological process: regulation of transcription by RNA polymerase II. The record is from RefSeq and is a predicted model, not a curated record. Gene Ontology annotation, molecular function: DNA-binding transcription factor activity, RNA polymerase II-specific; RNA polymerase II cis-regulatory region sequence-specific DNA binding; protein dimerization activity. NCBI's taxonomy places the organism in Eukaryota, Metazoa, Mollusca, Bivalvia, Pectinida, Pectinidae.